UCCAUACGUUCCCUGUAGCCUCGUUGUGCAUGAUGGAAGAACCAAUACCAGAGGAUACCUUGCAGAGCCCAUCAUCCCCAAAAAUGGAUGAUAAAAAGCCAGUGGACAGUUUGCAGAGCCCAUCAUCUCCAAAAAUGGUUGAAAAAAUGCCUGAGGUUACCUCACCCACCACACCAACCUCUCAAGUUGAAGGUUCAGUUUCAGAUCUCACAGUUGAGCAAAAUGUGCCAGAGGAAGAAGUUUCACAGACGUUACUGGCUCCAAAAGAUGAAGAAAUUGAUAUGGAUGUCACAAAUCAAAUGGAGAGCCUAAACGUUGAGCCUGGUCAAUUGGACGCUUCAACACAACUCGCUCAGACAGAAAAAUGUCAAGACAAAGAAAUGCAGAUGACAGAAAAUCAACCGUCAACUGCCGUCUUAACUGAAGAACAGAACUCUGACUCAGAUGAAGAUUCAGACAGUGACAGCUCCUCUUCCUCCUCCUCUUCUUCCUCAUCUUCCUCCUCUUCUUCAUCUCCGUCUGUUCGAAUGCUGGAAGAAGAUGACGAUGAAGGCUUCAGUCAACCCGCCCCCAUCAGAAUACAAGGAGAGGUCCUGCUCGAGGAGUUGCCUGUGGCGGAAGUGGCGAGUGUGACUUUACCAGAGGACGCAGAGCUGCAGCCUGUAGGAGCAGUCUCCAAUAUUUUAAAUUCUCUAGUUGUGGUGCAGUCGUUCAAAGACAGUCCUGCCCUGAAUGAAGACAGCCUCCUCUUCACAUCUGAACGAGUCUCUGUGGGAAAGGUGUUUGAAGUGUUUGGCCCUGUGUGCAGUCCAUUUUACAUCGUGAGGUUUAACUCUGAGAAGCAGAUUCAUGACAGAGACAUCACUGUGGGGCUGACUCUGUUCUGCGCUCCAAAUAUAAAGGAAUAUACAGACUACAUCCUCACUCAGCAGCUCAGACUGGAAAAGGGAUCUGACGCAUCCUGGAAAAAUGAUGAGGAACCACCUGUAGAGGCUUUGGAUUACAGUGAUGACGAAAAGGAGCAAGAAGCCAAAAAGAAAGGAAGGAAGAAGAGGAACCACAACAGCUUAGAUAACACCACUUCUCAGAACAACCAGAAUCCCCACCAACAUCAGCCUGACACCAGGACUUUCCCUCCCAGACACCACCGUCCUCCCUUCAGGCACCAGAACCAGAGGAACCCUGCUUUUCGCCCGUCCAGACCCCCACCUACUCCUCCCCACCAUCACCGGCCCCCUCCUCCUCCACCGGGACAGCCCCACAUGUACCCGCCCCCUCCUUGCCCCUACCCCCCUCACGCUCCUCCCCCACACCUGCCUUCAAAUUUCCACAUGUACCCUCCGCCGCCCGCCUUCUUCAAUCCGGCCUUCGCUGCCCCCUUCUGGUCACCAAACGCCAUGUCUUACUUGGAUCUCCCUCCACCCCCUCCUCCUCCUCCGCCACAGUGAAUGUAGUUACUUUUUACUUAAAGGUGCAUUGUCAUUUUUUCUGGUGAGGGGUUCGCCACCUGCUUGUCUUUGUGACAAUGCCUUAUUUUGCCUAGAACGGCAUUUGACCUGUGUGUCUUACAUUUCUACA
This is a messenger RNA of Periophthalmus magnuspinnatus, 1578 nucleotides long. RefSeq names its product nuclear assembly factor 1 homolog (S. cerevisiae) (gene naf1). NCBI's taxonomy places the organism in Eukaryota, Metazoa, Chordata, Actinopteri, Gobiiformes, Gobiidae. The record is from RefSeq and is a predicted model, not a curated record. Gene Ontology annotation, cellular component: sno(s)RNA-containing ribonucleoprotein complex. Gene Ontology annotation, molecular function: RNA binding. Gene Ontology annotation, biological process: pseudouridine synthesis; box H/ACA snoRNP assembly; ribosome biogenesis. The coding region runs from base 30 to 1448 and encodes 472 amino acids. The transcript has 11 exons.